AGCAUCAUUUUGCCAACAGUACGGCGGGAGUUUCCAGUGGUAUAUAUAUAUAAUAUUACUCUAUCAGGUCCACUGAGCAAAGGAAACAGUGGCAAAGCAAAGCGAAAGGCUAGAAGUUGCGCACCAAGUGAUAUUCAUAUCUAUUUGGAUACUGUGAUUCACUCCCUACUUCAUCUAUACAGUGUCCUGCUCGCUUUUUGGGCGCCUGUACACUUACAGCCCUCAUAAAAGUCCGAGAUAUUCAAUAUCGCUCCCAGCUAUUUCACUAUUUUGGUAUACGCACCUUUGGAUAUAGCCAAGACUACAAAAUGAACGCACCAGACCGGUAGGUGGAACGUUCUUCUUACAUCUACGCAGUCUAUCUUGUAGCAUGCUUUAUUCCCACUUGGUUUCCGCGCCCCUUCCUCUCCUCCCCCACCUUUUGGCUUGUUCUAGGUUCGGGAGCUGUUCGCUGGUGGGAAUGGUGUGACUGAUGUCUCAAUGCGGACGGUGCCAUUAACCGGGCACAUGCUCUUGCCUUCCCCCCUCCAUUCACUGCCCCAGAGUGCCGAACUAUGUUAUGGACUCUACUCCUGUCCCUCUUCCUCUCCCUCAGUUCAUUUCAAUGUUUAUGCCCCUUGUCCAGAUCUCUCAUUGAAUGGAUUGACCUCGUACUUUGCGUUGUCUUCACCCCCUAGCAUUCCUGUCAUAUUGUGAAUCUUUCUCGAACACAACGAUUUUAAGAAUGGAAUCCAUCAUGCCUGCAGAAAUGGUGUAUGCGCGCCUGAAGAAUGGCAGUGGUGGAUCUCGCGUUCGCUGCCAGUCUACCGUCAACGUUUCUCAUGACCAGCAGCCGAGGUCCGCUUCGGGUUUUCUUUGAAGAUUCUACUUGCCUUCAUUUGUGAAGCUUCUAAUACAUUCGGUC
Molecule: messenger RNA, 904 nt
Organism: Aspergillus welwitschiae
Lineage: Eukaryota; Fungi; Ascomycota; Eurotiomycetes; Eurotiales; Aspergillaceae
Exons: 2
Coding region: 481-696 (71 amino acids)
Source: RefSeq, a predicted model, not a curated record